Molecule: messenger RNA, 1059 nt
Organism: Medicago truncatula (barrel medic)
Lineage: Eukaryota; Viridiplantae; Streptophyta; Magnoliopsida; Fabales; Fabaceae
Exons: 1
Coding region: 1-1059 (352 amino acids)
Source: RefSeq, a predicted model, not a curated record
AUGGAAAGAAAGAAGAAACAACUCAUCAGUGAUAACUCAAAGAUGAUGAACCAUGCUGAUCAUGCUGCACUUUCAUGUGAUGAAGAUGAUGCUCCUCCUCAUGACAUUAUCGACGCAUCAUCGUCUACACUCUCACGACCAUCUUCAUCACCACCACUCUCUGCUGAUACACAAACAUUCUUUAAUUUAAAGAUGAUGAAGAAGCAUGUGGAUCCAUCUUGGCUUACACUCUCACAGCCAUCUUCAUCACCACCACUCCAUAAGCCUUUACCAUCUGAAUACACACCAUCAUCACCCCCUAGACCUCCACCAUUUGAAUACACGCCAUUAACACCCUCCACACGCCCUAUUGAUCCUCAAACAUUCUUCUAUUCCGAACUCAUCACUUCUCUUCCUCGUCCUCCUAAUUUUGACUCUAACCCUAAUAAUCUUGCCCUAAUUCCCAAAUUACCAUUCCACUAUCAUCAAGAACAAGAACAAGAUCUUUCUCCUCCUACCAAUAAGGUGCUGGGACGACGUCAACGUAUUCUACCAAAGCACCAACCUGUGAAAAAGAGACGACUAACUAAGAGCAUGGCAGUUCCACCACCAUUCCCAUGGGCCACUUCGAAACGUGCCAUCUUGCACACACUUGACCACAUGUUAUCCGUAGUGAAACUCAAUACUAUCUCUGGAACUCUUGAAUGCAAAGUCUGUAAGUUUCAACAAGACAUUCAGUUUGAUUUGGUUGAGAAUUUUGAGAAAGUGACAAGGUUCAUAGAGGAAAGAAGGAACGAGAUGUGUGAUCGUGCACCCGUUGAAUGGAUGAAUCCAGUGAUACCAAACUGCAAGAGUUGUGGACAAGAGAAAGCAAUGCAUCCAUUGAUGACAAAGAAGAGAAAUAUAAAUUGGUUGUUCUUGCUGUUGGGUCAAAUGAUAGGAUGUUGCAAUCUUGAUCAAUUGAAGUAUUUCUGCAAACAUGCUGAUAUACACAGAACAGGUGCCAAAAAUAGAUUGAUUUAUUCAACUUAUUUUGGUUUAUGCAAACAGCUCCAACCAAACACGCCCUUCCUUCCAUAG